GCAACACUAAGGCUGUUGCGGUUCGCCUGAGAUUAUCUCGAUCCCAUUUUAGCCAAAGAUCGAAUCGAUUAUUUGUAUGACCGGGUUUGCCAUCAAGUUCGCAUAAUGCAAGCACUCAUCAAGGAAAGCCACUCCCUGUGCCCGUUUCACACUUUGCCCAUCGAAAUGGUAGCACGCAUUUUCUCGUAUUUGGACAUACACGAAAUUUUUCGCUGCUCAAACGACUGCCUGCUGCUGCUAGCAUUGUCAAGGUGGCCGGUUGGCCGCGCGUGCACACGCAGCGAUAAAGGCGACACCAUCCGACACGCCGGCCAUCAAUGCCGGCCAGCGGAUUAUCAUGUGUUGCUGCCGUAUCACGCACACAUACACUGACUGGCGGAUGAGCCGCGGUCGGGUUUCGUGAAGUACGCAGCCGUACAGUGGAUAUCGGCAUUGUCCCGCAGAUUACCCUUCAACUCGAGUGCGCCGGCGGCAAUACAACACCGGCCUGUCUGGCCCGGCAUGGCCACUCUCUGUCACAUACCGCUCUCUGCUGUUGCUCCACUCGACAAGCGCGCUACAUUGUGCUACCACUGACCCACUGUUCCACUCGCGGAGUCGGCUGUUGUGUGCCGUUCACUGAGUAUUGUCCACCUAAACGCAUCCCGCCCCGAAAAUGUCGCUCUUGUUGCGCUUUUGGAAUUCUUUCGGAAUAACUAAUGAUUAGAAUAAACAAAGUAUUGUGGAUGUCUGCUUUUACAAUUCAUAUACGGGGAUUUCGUUGGAAGUUAACGUCUUGGGGAAUUUCUAUUGACAUCCAUGGAGACGUUGGUGUAAAGUGAUUCCCAUCCGUCUCCUCUAUGCUGCGGAUGGCUGGACCGCUGGCGGUUCGGCUUACUGACCGAAUCGUCAAGAUGCUCAUCGAUCUCUCCUUCAUUCUUGUUGUCCUUGUCACAGUCCUUAGUCUAAGUCAGACAACUUCCGAUGCGCACGCACAGUGGAGACGCUUAAGGAAACCUUCGACACAUGACGCCAAUGCAUUACAUGUAAAGCAGGUAAAACGGCAAAUACCGGCUCCCGGCAACAUGCUGCCUCCCAGCGCCGGCGGCAUCCAAGGACCCGCCAUGGGCGGGAUGCCGGCCCCGCCUGCCGGUGUCAUGCUGGCGCCCGGGCCCCCCGGAGGACCGCCCUUCAUGGGACCACCGGGAAUGGGAAUGCAGCAGGAGUUCUCCUGUGUUGGGCGACUGCCGCGGUUGUACCAGGAUCCAUGGAUGUGUAGCCGGUAUUAUUGGUGUAAUUACGGAUCGCCGCCAGUGCCCUUUACGUGUCCCAAUGGACAGUUGUUCGACCAAGAGUUGCAGACAUGCACGGCGGCCUUGGCUGUGGAGUGCCGUGAUUUUCCAGAGCCGCUGGACGCGUUGGACAUGCCAGCCGGGGGCAUCGGCUACCAUGGUCACCCGCACGGGUCCUUCGGCAUGAACGCCUCCCCCUACGGCCCCCCUGGCGGCAUGGGCGCCGUACCCGUCCCCAACGGCGUGGCCGGACCCAUCGGCAGCGCCGGCCCGAUCCAGGUGGCCAACGCGGCCCCGCCAAACGCCGUGCCGCAGACCAAUGCCGCCGCCAUCAUGCCCCCGGUGGGGGCCGCCAGCAACAGCGGCCCGAUGAUGCCGGGCGCCUCCAACGGCCUCAACGGAUUGACAGGGAAUGCCGCGCAACCGGCGUCGUUGCAAGCCGGGAAUGCGCUGUCGGGGAACAUCAAUCUCAACCAGUUCGCGCAAGCGAUACUGUCGGCCAAUUCGGCGAAUAAAGCGCAGCAGGCGUUUCUACGAUCGGCCGCCAAUCCGGAUCCGCAUAUGGGCAUGGCCAACGGGACACCGGAUCUGACGGGCGCGUGUGAUGGGGCCAAGACGGGGGUGCUGAUGGCGGAUGUGGCCAGAAAUUGUCGGAAUUAUUAUUUCUGCAGUCAAGACGGAAUGAAAUUCGAGUUCCCGUGUCCGGCCGGCAUGCUCUUCUCCGACCAGCUGCGCUCCUGCACCAGCCCCGACCAGGUGAUCUGCAUGGAAACGCAGAGCUUCGGCUCCACCACCAACCAGGUCCUCAACGGCUUCGCCGCCGCCAACGCCGCCCGCAACAACGUCGGCUACGCCGGGGUCCUCUCCAGCCAGGGCGAGCCGGUGGCCCUCCGCUAUCCCCAGAUCAACUCCGUCUCCACCAACGCCAUCUACAGCCUCCCCAGCGGCAAACGCCAGGCCAUAUCCGGGCUCCCCGACUUCACGCCGCUCUUCCAAGGGUACCCCAACACCCAAGUGCAGACCAACUACAACCCCUACGCCAUGACCCGGCAGGCGGUGGUCACCCAGCCGGUCAUGACCGGGGCCGCCGGGAGCAACCCGAGUCUAUACAAUCCGUACUUGGUAACGCAGUUGGGAGGCGGGACCUACGGCCAGAUGCCGCACCACGUGACGCAGCGGAGUAUGCACACCUCCGGGAGCGGUAACAGCGUCCCGCAUUACAACACCCAGGGGUCGUAUCCCUACCAAGCCACCGAUCCCAAUCAGUACCCGAGCCAGGCGGUCUAUCCCAACAGUUACCAUCACAGCCGCCAGAACCCGGCGAUCGUCAGUAGUGAAGGAAACGGGAGAUCCUGGAUGUCGGCGGAACCUCAGAUCGAAGGGAGCCCCUCAUACCCCGCCCAGAUGCCCCCGUCGUACUAUCCCUCGUCCGGGCAGAGCCCCAACGUCCCGGGCUAUCCCAACAGCAUGGUCGCCAGCCAGGGUGGCGGUUACCCGCCCGGAGGUGGGGGUAUGCACCAUGGACACAUCCAACUGGGCGUCGGCGGCCGCAACCGUCCCCGGAUGCCCAUCGACCCGGAAGCGGAGGUGGAAGCGGGACGCGCCCAUGAGACUCCGCCCGCGGGAGGCAGCGGAGGAGCCGCCGGUGGUGCCGGGGGGCAGGGAAUCCCCGCGGGUCUCAGCGCUCCGGGCGGCCACCAGUCGCCGGUGGGGCCGAUGAUGAUGGAGCCGGAGACGGUCAUCCCGUCGGCGGUGCCGUCGCCCAGUGUCCGCGAGGGAGGCGGCGCCAUCAAUAUGAGCGGGUUUGCGCAGGUGAUUAUUGACAGGCCGGAUGUGAUAGCAACCAGCGUGACCAUACGCCCGAUGACGCCGGACAUCAUUGUGCGGGUGCAUCUGGAUAAUGCGUCGUUUCCGCUGCUGAGCAGCCAUAAUCCGGCCGAGGCCGGACAGCAUGCUGUGUAUCAUGUUAGGAGAAAUCAUAGUGCGAAGCAUCUCGAUCAUAAUACCGUCUUUUCCAUACCCGAUAAUGCAGAGUUUACGGUGCCCCCUAAAUAACUGCUUUU
Messenger RNA from Paramacrobiotus metropolitanus, 3334 nucleotides. RefSeq lists its product as uncharacterized. The coding region runs from base 840 to 3326 and encodes 828 amino acids. Lineage: Eukaryota; Metazoa; Tardigrada; Eutardigrada; Parachela; Macrobiotidae. Gene Ontology annotation, cellular component: extracellular region. Gene Ontology annotation, molecular function: chitin binding. The transcript is spliced from 7 exons. The record is from RefSeq and is a predicted model, not a curated record.